CCCACUCUGGGAGCUAGCCUGGAGUUGGACUGGUCCUCCUCAACCCCUAAUCUCUUUUGGACCCCACCCCAGUUGCCCUCUCUUCCCUGAGCACACACACACAGUCUCAUCAUCUUUGCCUGACCUCAUAAUCACUCAGAACACUGGGCCCCACCCAUGAUCCUGCUGGUUAACCUCACACCUCCACUGGCCAGACCACCUGUGCCCCUGACCAGUCCAUGGGAUACAUUCCAUUCCUCACCCCCUGCUAGUGUCCAGCAGACCUACAUCCUGUAUGAGACAGAAAAUCAGAGCAUGUUCAUUUACAUCAAGCAUGGGGAUAACCAGCAAUUUCUGGCCAACAUCAACUGCUCGGUCUUGCUGCUGCUACAAUAUCUUCACAACAAAAUGGGAAUGCGCAGUUCAGACCUCGUCGACCUUUGUGAUGAGGCUGGUACUCUGAAACUCCUGUUUCAGGUGAAGCUUCCUGGGGAGUCAGCUUCCAAGUUCCUCCAAGACAGAAACGUUUACUACAUUUGCAAGGUGCAGCGUGGACCCCGAGGGACUAGAAGUGAAAAUGCUUACAGGGCUAUUGUGCCCUUGCUGAAGGAGCCAGAGCAAGACCUACUGGAUACCCUUAAAGCACAGUGUGACGCUCUGGAAAAGAGUCGAAUACAGAAGCUCCGUGAUCAGGCCGCUAAGAAAAUCGUUCCUAAAAAAGUUCACAUAAUCGAGCCGAGCAAAACUACAGCACGAGCCCGAACACCAGCGAAAGUGGAACAAGAGACAGUCACUCAAAGAGGGGUUUCUUCACUUUCCAAGAAUAAACCUGAAACCACCGGCAAGAAACAUAAACACCGAUAAGUUAGUCAAUAAAGGGUGUAGUAGCAGCAGUGGUGCCUGAGCAGGCCUUCCUGGCUGGCUCAGUACUAGUUGGGGAGUUCCUGUGGAACAAGCCCUGGGGGCUUGCGGUGGGUUGCAG
Messenger RNA from Vombatus ursinus (common wombat), 961 nucleotides. RefSeq names its product chromosome unknown CXorf65 homolog (gene CUNHXorf65). The record is from RefSeq and is a predicted model, not a curated record. Lineage: Eukaryota; Metazoa; Chordata; Mammalia; Diprotodontia; Vombatidae.